UACACAUAUACAGUCAAGUGUGUCAAUAUGGACAGGCCACAAAAUAAAUGUAUAUCAGUGGAUUGAUGCAUCUCAACUGAUGACCUCAUUUGUAGUGGAGCACAUGAGUCAGGUAUGGUACGUGCUACACCAUUAAAUAUGAAAUAUCGUACGCAUUUGACAGCGAUUGUUUUAUUCGGUUUCUAUACAGCACUGAUUAUUCAAAUAUACUGGAGUGUGAUUAGGGGACACCCACAUGUGAUUUCAACAAAACAUCGAUCAUGGAAUAGGUCAGAAUCAAUAACAGACGCCAUCAGCGUUGAUCAGAUAUACGGAGCUGACGCAGCGACCGAGAAAAAUACAAGCGACGUCAUCAGUGAUCGCUCUAUGACUGAAGGUAUUUCCUCGCCAGAACCAGUCCAUCAGUACCAGAAUACGAAUCUGUUAGCCGAAGACUGUCCACCCAUACAGGGAACAAAGUACAUAUUUCCUUACAUUCAAUGUGGCGGGCCAAACUGGUUUUACGAAAAUUUCCUCGUUACUGCACGAUUUGCGGUACAUCAUAAAAGAACACUGGUGCUGCCAACUUUUAUGACGCAUAAACUGGACACAGAGAGCUUCGAAGAAAAGUCCUUCAAUGAAACAUUUGAUUACCAAAUACUGCGAAAGAUGUUGCCCCUAGCAACGCAAGAAGAUUUUGUGAAAGACUGUGGUUCAGUCGUCAAUGAAACUGAGUUACUAAUAGAUCCCUUUCUAAAAGGAUUUUUUUAUUCGUACUAUAGAGGGAAUUAUAACAAGCGGCGAUCGAGGGACAUCCAGAAUGCGAGGAUGCCGAUCAUAUUACCACCAUUUACCGUAGUACCGAAAACAGCCGAACUAGCGCUGACGCACAACCGCCAGGCGAUCUGUGCAAGGUGUCUUGUCAUGUUCCAUCCAUGGGAUUUGAAAAGUCUCAAUGCCCCGGAUGACAGCGACAGAAACAUUGAUUCUCACCUCCUGAGGGCGCCAUAUAUACGGGAUAUGGCUGAAGAAAUUGUAGAUAAUCUGUGUGACGGUCAACAAUACGUCUUGUUGCACUGGAGAAACCGAAGCAGCGAAAUUUGUCUCAAUGACUCCGCAUAUUCUAAACAAUCACUAUGUACACCAGAGAAACAGGCAUAUUAUCAGUUGUUUACAAACAAAAGAAUUAUGUCUACAGUUGCCAUGGCGAUUAGUGACUUUAUUUCUUCACACAAUAUUAAGUGUUUAUACGUUGCACAUCCAAGAUUUGAACAGGAAAUCAUCAAGUCACUGAAAGACAUAGUACCGCAUCUCUACACUGUGAAUGAUGUGAUGGCGCUGUCUAGUGACCUUCACAAAUACAAGGAUGACAAUUACGUCAUAUCACUGGUAGAACAGGAAAUAGCCGAAAAAGCCGAAAUUUUCAUCCGAUGGAGCAAAUCCUUCUGGUCUGACAUGGUCCAAAAUAAACGUGAUUUGAAUAACAAAACGACCGUUGUUUACAACGAAUUACCAGUGAUCGGUACCAUGCAUUGUCCAGUUCCAUUAAUGCCACAGACGAUCUUCACAUCGCUCGGCGGACAAAACUUCACUAUGGGACCAAUGCCAGCAAUGCCAGUCUUCGCACCGCGUCUUAUACCGGCUUGUCGUUCCAGAAAACCUACUUUUUUCAUUGAUGACAUUUUAAAAUCAGACUCCAAACGAUCAGAAGAUGGCCUUCCUGCAUUCGGUAAUGUUUGCGAUGUAGAGUCGAGAUACGGCGUAUCCGAUUUAUUCAGACACGUGUCGGGGCACUAUGGUGAUCCGCAUCGAGGUUUCCUCACACUAUCGUCCACAUCUUCACCAUCAGCCCUAUCCAUCCCAGUACCGGUUUAUCUAAGGGGCAAGGGGUCCACGUCACCAGAAUUGAAUUCCAAACACAAGAAAUGCCGACGUAGCAGAACAGUAUUCACAGAAAUGCAAUUAGUCGGUUUAGAAAAAAGAUUUGACAAACAGAAAUACCUCUCAACGCCAGACAGAAUGGAUUUAGCCGAGUCGCUAGGGUUGACUCAGUUGCAGGUGAAGACAUGGUUUCAAAAUAGAAGAAUGAAAUGGAAAAAACAGGUUCUUCAAGGGGGAAGCGACGAAGCACCUACGAAGCCCAAGGGACGACCGAAGAAAAUAAAAACAGCACCGGUAUAG
Saccoglossus kowalevskii is the source of this 2160-nucleotide messenger RNA. RefSeq lists its product as uncharacterized. Gene Ontology annotation, molecular function: peptide-O-fucosyltransferase activity. Gene Ontology annotation, biological process: protein O-linked glycosylation via fucose. The record is from RefSeq and is a predicted model, not a curated record. NCBI's taxonomy places the organism in Eukaryota, Metazoa, Hemichordata, Enteropneusta, Harrimaniidae.